AUGAAAAACUACAAUAGCAUCACGAAUAAAAAUGUACGACAUAUCACGACAUCGACAAAAGUCACCUUCAAUUUUGAUAUGAAUCGAUUUGAACAAAACGUAUUGGUAAAUCUAUCGAAAGCUUCAAAUAAAUCUGCAGUCACGUUUUCGUAUAAAUCUGCAAUAAAAACAAUGAGCAGAAAAACACUAUAA
Clunio marinus is the source of this 192-nucleotide messenger RNA. NCBI's taxonomy places the organism in Eukaryota, Metazoa, Arthropoda, Insecta, Diptera, Chironomidae. The record is from the annotation of a GenBank genome assembly.